AAUACACUACAAUAUUGACACAAAUGGCCAGUGCAUCAUCUGCAAGUGCUUUGAGCUUGAAGCUUUUCAUAGACACCAAAAAGGACAAGGUCCUGUUUGCAGAAGCCGGGAAAGAUGUUGUUGAUUUUCUAUUCAACAUUCUAUCUAUGCCGGUUGCUACUGUCUUUAGACUUCUCAAAACACAAUGCCUGAUCGGUUCACUUGGAAAUCUACACCAGAGUGUUGAUGAAUUGAACGAUACGUAUUUCGUGACCGACAAAAGCAAGGGCAUUCUGUUGAAGCCUAAACUUGCAAUCUCUACUGCAAACAUUGCCCCCCUCUUGUUCCCCAAUUCUUCAGCUGCCCUUAAAACAUGUUACAGGUGUCCUUUACAUGUGUCAGACGACGAAAGCGUCCGUUGUCCUCAAUGCAACGAUACCAUGUACACAGAGGCUACCUCUCUUCCUCUGCAAAGUAGGUAUGGUGAGGGGGGUUAUGUGAAGGGAAUUGUGACUUAUAUGAUAAUGGAUGAUCUUGUGGUGAAGCCUACGUCUAGCCUUUCAAUUAUUACUGAUUUGCUGGACAAGUUCAAUGUCAAGGAUGUUGGUGCUCUUGAACAAAAGAAGCUAGAGAUUUCUGCGAACGAGGCUAUGAAGAUGUUGAAGGCUUCUUUUAUGUCCAAGACUGUACUAACCGAUGUUUUCCUCCGAGAGAAUUGAAGGAGAUCAAGGGAGAAAGGGACUAGUUGACUGGAUCGUUUGUGUCUCAUUUUACAGUGUAGUUGCAAGUGUUAGAGCUUAUUUGAGGUCUGUAGUAGGAAGUAUGUGUUGAUACUGUGGUCUUGACCGGACCUCAUGAAGUAUUGUACUUUCUUGGAAGCUUAUAUGUUUCACCCUGGGAUGUUAAUAUUAUGGUGCAAGUAAUUUGGUAUAUAUAAGCUGUCUUUGUACUGCCUAGAUAAAAAAUCUCACCUUGUUAAGGAAAAAUCUCUUUGCUGGAGAUCCUUUUAUUCGACUUA
Molecule: messenger RNA, 997 nt
Organism: Tripterygium wilfordii
Lineage: Eukaryota; Viridiplantae; Streptophyta; Magnoliopsida; Celastrales; Celastraceae
Exons: 2
Coding region: 24-698 (224 amino acids)
Source: RefSeq, a predicted model, not a curated record